Messenger RNA from Ochotona princeps (American pika), 1535 nucleotides. RefSeq names its product armadillo repeat containing 6 (gene ARMC6). NCBI's taxonomy places the organism in Eukaryota, Metazoa, Chordata, Mammalia, Lagomorpha, Ochotonidae. Gene Ontology annotation, molecular function: protein binding. The coding region runs from base 66 to 1469 and encodes 467 amino acids. The transcript has 7 exons. The record is from RefSeq and is a predicted model, not a curated record. Gene Ontology annotation, biological process: hematopoietic progenitor cell differentiation.
CCGGAGGAAGUUCUCUGUAGAGGGGCGGCCGGCCCGACCGACGCCCGCGCGUGGUGCCGGCCGCCAUGGCCUCCAAGCGGAUCGCCCAGGAGACGUUUGAUGCCGCCGUGCGUGAAAACAUCCAGGAAUUUGAGAUGGAGCCGGAGGAGGCUGUGAGGGAGGCGGUGGAGCAGUUCGAAUCCCAAGGGGUGGACCUGAGCAACAUUGUGAAGCUGGCGCCCAAGGUGUCAGCGGACGGUCUCCAGGAGCCCACCCAUGACGUGCUGAAGGCCCUGGACGACCUGCAGGAGUCGGUGACCCUCUCGCGGCCGCAGGAGGCGGCAGCCCACCUCGCCCGGUUCUGUGAGCACUGCAGGGUGCACAAGGGUAGCCGCUUCUUGGCAGCCCAGCACGGGGCGUACCCCGUCAUCCUGGCCGCCUGGAAGCUGGCUGCUGGCGACCCCGGCCUCACGCUUGCGGCCCUCAACGCCCUCUCGGCCCUGACCGACGGCCAGCCCGACCUGCUGGACCCCCAGGGCCUGCAGCUGCUGGUGGCCACGCUGGCCCGGCACGCUGACGCCGCCGACCUGACCUGCUCCGGGCUCCGCUGCGUGCGCCACGCCUGCCUGAAACACGAGCACAACCGGCAGGGCCUGGUGAAGGCCGGCGUGCUGCCCCUGCUCACCGGGGCCGUCGCCCGGCACGGCCGCCACGCCGACGUGGUCAGGGAGGCCUGCUGCGCCCUGCGCGUCAUGACCUUCGACGACGACAUCCGUGUGCCCUUCGGCCACGCCCAUGACCACGCCAAGAUGAUCGUGCGGGAGAACCGGGGCUUGAAGGUUCUCAUUGAGGCCGCGAAAGCGUUCCCUGACAACCCUGGCGUCCUGGGCGAGCUGUGCAGCACCCUGGCCCGCCUGGCCGUCCGGAACGAGUUCUGCCAGGAGAUUGUGGACCUCGGGGGCCUGGCCGUGCUGGUCACCCUGUUGGCCAACUGCAGCGAGCACCAGGACCUGGUCAAGCAGGUGCUGAGCGCCCUGCGAGCCAUUGCGGGCAAUGAUGACGUGAAGGACGCCAUUGUCCGUGCGGGCGGCACCGACUCCAUUGUGGCUGCCAUGAGCCGGCACCUGGCCAGCCCCCAGGUGUGUGAGCAGAGCUGCGCGGCCCUGUGCGUCCUGGCCCUGCGCAAGCCGGAGAACAGCCGGGUCAUUGUGGAGGGCGGCGGGGCCCUGGCGGCCCUGCAGGCCAUGAAGACGCACCCACAGGAGGUCGGUGUGCAGAAACAGGCCUGUAUGCUGAUCCGCAACCUGGUGGCCCGCAGCCAGGCCUUCUCCAAGCCCCUCCUGGAGCUGGGCGCCGAGGCCCUCAUCACGCAGGCCCGGGCGGCCCACCGCGACUGUGAAGACGUGGCCAAGGCCGCCCUGCGGGACCUGGGCUGCCGCGUGGAGCUGCGUGAGCUGUGGACCGGCCAGAAGGGGAACCUGGCGCAGUGACCGGCUGCACCCGCAGCCCCAGCCCCGACCCUGGCUCAGGGUGGGACCACAAGGGAUCCACUAACU